Molecule: messenger RNA, 1122 nt
Organism: Lachancea nothofagi CBS 11611
Lineage: Eukaryota; Fungi; Ascomycota; Saccharomycetes; Saccharomycetales; Saccharomycetaceae
Source: the annotation of a GenBank genome assembly
AUGAGUUUUACGCCCCCUUCGGAUCCAAAGAAACCCAAAAAUGUCAAGAUCUCACAACUAUGUGAGCUGUGUCACGCUCGAAAAGCGCUAAUCAAAAGGCCCAAAAAUCUUCAGAAAAUAUGUAAACUGUGUUUCUUCCACGUAUUCGAAACCGAGAUUCACAAUACUAUUUUGUCCAAUAAAUUGUUCCAGUUCGGCGAGAGGGUUGCCGUAGGCGCUUCCGGCGGGAAGGACUCUACAGUCUUGGCUUACCUUCUGAAACUUCUCAAUGAAAGACACAACUACGGGAUCCAAAUCGUGCUUUUGAGCAUUGACGAAGGUAUUGUAGGAUACCGCGAUGACUCCUUAGCCACUGUUAAAAGAAACAAAGAACAAUACGACCUACCUUUGGAAAUUGUGUCCUAUCGGGAGCUAUAUGACUGGACCAUGGAUGAGAUAGUAGCUUGUGCAGGCGUUCGCAAUAGCUGUACGUACUGCGGUGUGUUUCGCCGCCAAGCUUUGGAUCGCGGUGCUGCAAAAUUAGGAAUCAAGCACGUUGUAACGGGCCACAAUGCUGACGAUAUGGCAGAGACAGUUCUUAUGAACAUCCUACGCGGAGACGUGGCUCGCCUAGAGAAAUCUACUUCGAUCAUGACUCAGAGUAGUGGCUCACCAAUCAAGAGAUCCAAACCUUUCAAGUACGCAUAUCAGAAGGAGAUUGUGCUCUAUGCCCACUACAAGAAGCUGGAUUAUUUCUCCACUGAAUGUACGUAUGCUCCCGAAGCAUUUCGAGGAACUGCUCGAGAGCUUAUGAAAAACUUGGAGGCCGUACGGCCCAGUUGCAUCAUUGAUAUCAUCUACAGCGGUGAGAAUCUGCGACUACGGCCUAAGAAAACUAAAAAAGCACCACCAAAAAGCCAUAUGGAAGUCAGAAGUGACGGCUCUAUUUCUCUGCCACUACAAGGCUUUUUAGAUGGGAACCGUUGUGAUAGGUGUGGCUACCUGUCUAGUAACAAAAUUUGCAAAGCAUGUAUGCUUCUUGAAGGGUUACAACAGAAUAGGGCUAAACUCUCAAUAGACAAAGACGUUUCGGCGCAUGGAGCUGCCAAACUCACGAGAACCUUGGAAAACCUAACUUUCUGA